CUUGCUCCCUUUCCCCUUCCGGUUUCCUCACUCCUCCCCAUGCAAGGUUAGUGCACUCUCGAAGUGUGGCGUGGUCUCGAUGUAUCGAGCGGUAUAGAACUGAGCGCCCGGGUGUUCAACGUAGUACAGCUCUCGGCGGAGAUAAAUGGUGUCGGAGCAGUCGUGGUUGCACUCAUCCAACCUGUCCUUAUCGAACUCCCUAUGCGGCUCCGCCAUAGCGUCGUUUUCUCCGCACAAUAUGCACCUCAAGCAGUGCCAUUCGAAGCCGUUACACUCCUCCAUGAACUCUUGGACGGUGACAAGCCUGGCCCAGGUGGAAACCAGCUUGAGGAAACACGCGCGGAGCUUGCCCUCUCUCCAAUCCCACAGGUCGUGGCACGGGACCAUCUGUCCCAGGACUAGGCGGAUAAGCUCAAUAUGCUCGGCGGUUCUGUCCAAUGCCUUCUUCUGCCGCUUACUUAGAAGUGCGCGCGUAUCUUUUGUUGGCCCGGCCGUCGAUAUCACUGUCGCCUUCCCUCUUCCUCUUGCGCUGCUGCUUGCCGCUAAGAUUAGCAGAAGGCACUGUGGGCUGCUGCGUAUCGGGAAGCGACCGAAUGCUAGAAUCGACUUUCGCUUCAAGGUUGGCGAUUGUUGCUUCUAAAUCUUGCUGCUGCUUCUUCAUCUUUGCGAUUUCCCUCCUGAUUGACACCUCUUCGGUCAGAGUGUUUUGGGCAUCAUUCGGACGUUCCUCGAGGCGCCGGGUAGGCGUGUCCUGUUUGGUCUGGGACUUGGGACUGGAAUCCGCCAUGUCCGCUGACUUAUGACCGGCAGGGUAUUUGACUUUCUUGAAUGAUUUCAUGGUUUAUCUCGCCGCAGGUGUCGAAGUUGAAUGUUGCGUGUUGCUGGGAGAGAGCCUGAAGUUUUAGUAAGAGUGAUUUAUGCCUACUAUGCUCCAAAGGAGAGGGAGGCGAAAAAGCGAGAGUCGGUUAUGAACUUCGAAAAUUUUCUGCAAGCACCAGAUAUCCAAC
This is a messenger RNA of Chaetomium strumarium, 1007 nucleotides long. RefSeq lists its product as uncharacterized. The record is from RefSeq and is a predicted model, not a curated record. The coding region runs from base 146 to 640 and encodes 164 amino acids. The transcript has 2 exons. Lineage: Eukaryota; Fungi; Ascomycota; Sordariomycetes; Sordariales; Chaetomiaceae.